AUGACGGAGAAGCCGUUACAAAACACCAGCCCGAGUGGCUGGAUUAUCCAGAAGUUUGGCGGUACCAGCGUUGGAAAGUUCCCCGACAAAAUUGCGGAUGGUAUUAUUCGGCCAUAUCUUGCGCAGCACAAGGUCGUUGUCGUCUGUUCAGCCAGGAGUACGGGCAAGAAAGUGACCGGAACCACGAGCCGGUUACUUGAGGUGUUCGACAGGCUACGAGAUAUUGCGGCCGCGGCCAGCAACGAGAGCGCUCAGAACGAGCUCAUCGGGCGUGCCAAGGUGAUCGUGCAGGACAUCUGUAAUGAGCACAUUGUUGCUGCCAAUUCCUUUGUGCGGGAUGAUGAUCUCAAGACAGCCAUAAAGGCCGAGAUCCAGAACGAGUGCCAAUUACUCAUUGAGUACCUCGAAGUUGCGAAACGGUUUAACCUCGAAAUCAAUUCGAGGGCAAAGGAUCGAGUUGUCAGCUAUGGCGAGAAGCUCAGCUGCAGGUUCAUGGCCUGCCUGCUCAAGGAUAGGGGCGUUGAUGCUGAAUAUGUCGACCUAUCGGAUAUUCUCCACAGCGAAACACCAGCACGCUUGGAUGCUGCGUUCUACAAACAGGCCACGUCUAUAUUCAGGAAAAAGAUGCUGGCCUGCGGGGACCGCGUACCUGUCGUCACCGGGUUCUUCGGCAAUGUACCGGGGAGCCUCAUUGACGGAGAUAUAGGCCGCGGUUAUACCGACCUUUGCGCAGCCCUGAUUGCCGUUGGCCUGAAAGCCGAGGAACUCCAGAUAUGGAAGGAGGUCGAUGGCAUCUUCACCGCAGAUCCGACAAAAGUGCCCACCGCGAGGCUUAUUCCGACCAUUACCCCCUCUGAAGCAGCCGAGCUCACCUUUUACGGCUCAGAGGUCAUCCACCACCUGACGAUGGACCAGGUGAUCAAGGCGGUGCCCCCUAUCCCGACGCGGAUCAAGAACGUGAAGAAUCCCCGCGGCGAGGGGACCAUCGUCAAGCCAGACCCGGCCCAGGCACCAGACCAACGGAUCCAGCGGUCGAGGCAACCCUCAGAUCCGUCACUACGCAAGAAGCCAAAGCGACCUACUGCGGUGACGAUCAAGGACAAGAUCUCCAUCAUCAACAUCCACUCGAACAAGCGUUCGAUAGCCCACGGCUUCUUCGCCCGUGUCUUCUCCAUCCUCAACCAGCACCAGGUCUCGGUCGACCUGAUUUCCACCAGCGAGGUCCACGUCUCGAUGGCCGUCCACACGCCCAACUCCGAGUUCGGCAACUUUGACAACGCCGUCAAGGACCUGGCUGACUGCGGCGACGUCAGCGUCCUCCACGACAUGGCCAUCCUGAGCCUGGUCGGCGCCGAGAUGAGGAACAUGAUCGGAAUCGCGGGGAAGAUGUUCUCCACCCUCGGAGAAUAUCGGGUGAAUCUCGAGAUGAUAUCGCAAGGUGCAAGCGAGAUAAAUAUCUCCUGUGUGAUCGAUGCGAGGGACGCUGAGAGGGCAAUGAAUAUCUUGCAUACACACCUCUUUACAUUUCUAGAGUGA
This is a messenger RNA of Phialemonium atrogriseum, 1536 nucleotides long. Its product is annotated as aspartate kinase. Gene Ontology annotation, biological process: L-homoserine biosynthetic process. Lineage: Eukaryota; Fungi; Ascomycota; Sordariomycetes; Cephalothecales; Cephalothecaceae. The transcript is spliced from 5 exons. Bases 1 to 1536 code for a protein of 511 amino acids. The record is from RefSeq and is a predicted model, not a curated record. Gene Ontology annotation, cellular component: cytosol. Gene Ontology annotation, molecular function: aspartate kinase activity.